This is a messenger RNA of Drosophila obscura, 2405 nucleotides long. RefSeq names its product probable peroxisomal acyl-coenzyme A oxidase 1 (gene ACOX1). Gene Ontology annotation, cellular component: peroxisome. Lineage: Eukaryota; Metazoa; Arthropoda; Insecta; Diptera; Drosophilidae. Gene Ontology annotation, biological process: lipid homeostasis; fatty acid beta-oxidation using acyl-CoA oxidase. Bases 268 to 2277 code for a protein of 669 amino acids. The transcript is spliced from 8 exons. Gene Ontology annotation, molecular function: FAD binding; fatty acid binding; acyl-CoA oxidase activity. The record is from RefSeq and is a predicted model, not a curated record.
GCGCGAAGCGGUUAAAGUUCACGUUCGAGAGCUGGGAGAUUAGAUUUUAAAUUCGCUUUAGAAGUGCAGCAAAUCGGUAUUAACGUUUGUCCACUCCACCAGUUACUAGUCCGGUAGCACUUGACAAGCACUUAAAAGUUGUUUCUUUAGUUAGUCAGUACGCGCUCUCCGACGAGGAAGGAAGCCUUUGUUGUCAUACGCGAGUCCAAACCCGGGAAUCGAGAACCAGUUUUACGUGUCGUCGCCCAAUACGAAACCUGCAUCGAAAUGCCAUCUAAAGAAGUGAAUCCCGAUCUGCUAAAGGAGCGCCAGACAGCUACCUUUGAUCCCCAUGAGUUUUCGGUCUUCUGGGCUGGUGGCGAGGAGAAAUACAAAGAGAAGAAAAGCCUGGAAAAAAUGUUUCUCGAGGAUCCGGCUCUGAAGGAUGACCUACCAAUCUCCUACAUGUCGCACAAGGAGCUGUACGAGCACAGCCUACGCAAAGCGUGCAUCAUAGGGGAGAAGAUACGAAAACUUCGCGCAGAAGGCGAGGAUGGCGUCGAUACCUACAAUGCCCUUCUCGGUGGCUCUCUGGGCGCCGCCAUAUUAAAGGAGGGCAAUCCUUUAACCCUGCACUAUGUGAUGUUUGUGCCCACCGUCAUGGGUCAAGGCACCAUGGACCAGCAGGUGGAGUGGCUGAGCAAGGCAUGGGACUGUGAGAUUAUUGGCACCUAUGCACAAACAGAGCUGGGACAUGGAACCUUCUUGCGGGGCCUGGAGACUCGCGCUGAUUACGAUGCCAGAACCCAGGAGUUUGUCAUAAAUACGCCCAGCCUUAGUGCCUACAAAUGGUGGCCAGGAGGCUUGGGUCAUACGGCAAACCAUGCUAUUGUGGUGGCUCAGCUGUAUACCAAGGGCGAGUUCCGUGGGCUUGCGCCGUUCAUCGUCCAGCUAAGGCACUCGGACACUCACGAGCCUCUGCCUGGCAUCGACAUAGGAGAUAUUGGUACCAAACUGGGCAUGAAGUCCGUGAACAAUGGCUACCUGGGUCUCAAGAAUGUCCGCGUUCCUCUGAACAACAUGCUAAUGAAGAAUCAACAGGUUCUGCCCGACGGCACCUAUGUGGCGCCCAAGAACAGCGUUCUCACCUACGGAACUAUGAUGUUUGUUCGAUGCGCUCUGAUUCGCGACACCGCCCAGAGUCUGGCCAAGGCAUCUACCAUUGCCACAAGGUACUCGGCGGUGCGCCGACAGAGUCCCAUCGAUCCGAAUCAGCCGGAGCCACAGAUCAUGGACCAUACCACACAGCAGCUAAAGCUGUUCCCCCAAAUAGCCAAGUCGAUUGUAUUCAAGACCGCCGGCGAUGGCAUUUGGAAUAUGUACAACGUCUUGUCGGGAGAGAUCGAGCAGGGUAACCUGGAUCGCCUGCCCGAGAUGCAUGCCCUGUCCUGCUGCCUGAAAGCCAUCUGCAGUGCUGAUGCCGCCGCUGGGGUGGAGACCUGCCGUCUGUCCUGUGGCGGACAUGGCUACAUGGACUGCUCCAACUUCCCGACCAUAUACGGCAUGACGACAGCUGUCUGCACGUACGAGGGUGAAAACACAGUAAUGUUGCUUCAGACUGCCCGAUACCUGGUCAAGGUAUAUGGCCAGGCCUUGAACAGGGAGAAGCUGGUGCCAACAGUGGCCUACAUCAACGACGCGCUGAGGGAAAGGCAGUUUGUUAAUUUCGAUGGUUCCCUGGAGUCCAUUGUCAAGGCGUUCCAGUUUGUGGCCGCCAACAAAAUCCGAAUCGCCUAUGAGCAAAUUGAGCAACGUCGUAGACAGGGUCACAGCACCGAAAUGGCAGCUAACCUGAGCGGAACCUUUUUGACUGCAGCGGCAGACCUCCAUGGACGCGCCUUCCUGGCCGAGUCAGCCUAUACGGAACUGCUGGCCGUGUCGCGCCAGGUCUCGCCAGCGCUGGCUGAUGUCCUGAAGGUUGUGCUAGAGCUGUACCUGGUCGAUGCCUGUCUCAAUCGCAUUGGCGACUUCUUGCGCUUUAUCGACCUUACGGACAAAGAUGUCACAACUUUGGAGAUUCGCCUGCAGAACUGCUUGAAGCAAUUGCGUCCAAAUGCCGUUGCCUUGGUGGAUAGCUUCGAUUUGCACGAUCGCGUUCUGGACUCUGUACUGGGGGCGUACGAUGGCAACGUUUACGAGCGCAUAUUCGAAUCGACCAAAAAGAAUCCACUCAACAAGGAGCCUGUGAACGAAGCGUUCCACAAGUACCUGAAGCCCUUCAUGAAGGCACACCUCUAAAUAUUAUUAAAGGGGGGAAUUCUCCCCGCUAUUGUUACUCGUGUAAAUAUCACUACUAUUGUUGUGCAGUUGAAACUAGGCUGUAAAGUUAUACUCGUACGAAUAAAUAAACCAUUUUUAGGUACAUA